AUGAGUAAACCAUACUCAUCUGCUAUGUCUAUUGACUGGAAAAUGUUUUUCGAUAUUUGUACAUGGGCUGAAGAAAAGUUGGAAACAUCAUAUCAAGUUGGUAAAUGGCCUAAGUCACGAAUUGAUAAACUGUAUCAUUCCAAUAUCGCUUUAUGUUCAAAAUUCUCUCCGAAGACGUCAAUUGAAGAAAUAUGGUUAACAUUUCGUCACAGUAUUUGUAGUGAUUUGAUUACUGGGUCGCCUUGUACGCUAUUGCAUAAAUUCUUGAUUUAUACACCAUUCUAUCCUAAAUAUUUUGAUGAUGAGAUUAGUCGUGUCUGGCUACCAGACAUAUUCGGUAUAUGGCAUAUCCAACCAAGUUGUAGAUCCCUUCAUGAAAUUAUUGAAAUAUUAUGCAAAGUUUCACAUAUUGGUCGUGGUCGUAUCGAUUGGGAACCGCAUAUGGAGCGUAUAUUCACUGCAGUGUUUCGAGGCAUUACGCUUAGAAAUACACCAUUGUCUUCUAGAGAAUUAAUGGACAGUGAUCAAAUACAGCUGUAUGCAGAAUUAAUUAAUAAUGAAUACUAUUGGUCCAGAUAG
Molecule: messenger RNA, 579 nt
Organism: Trichobilharzia szidati
Lineage: Eukaryota; Metazoa; Platyhelminthes; Trematoda; Strigeidida; Schistosomatidae
Source: the annotation of a GenBank genome assembly